GAAGAAGGGAAGAAAAUGUUGGUAGAGUCUUGUUGGUCUCAUGCUGAAGUGUGAACCUUCUAUUUAUUCAUUCUACUAAAGGACUUAUUUGAACAAUAUUUUUUCAGCCCCUGUAAUGUUUCUUGUUGCUCUAGGACCAUGGUGCCGACUCAAUUGAUAUUGCUACCCUGUACCAUAAUUACAAAACGUACUGAUGUUCAAGCCGCCGAUAACCCAUCGGUCGGAAAUAGAGCCGAAAAACAAUGCCUUAAGGAGAACGGAGUACUAAGCCUCAUAACCUCUGGGCUACUUCUUUAUUUGCCUGGUUCUUUGUUCGCCUUCGUUUCUUUUUUAUCGUUCCCCUUUAAAGGCGGAAGUUGCAUGCUAAACGAGCCAGUUAUUUGCUGGAUUUUAGUCCAGAGUAGCUAUGGACCUAUGAAAGCCAUGACAAACCUCAUAUCCUUCUGGGCAACUGAAACAGACGCGUAUCUCUCUCGGCUGCACGGACUUCGAACAGGACUCCACCCGCACCCGGGAAUGGCCGAAGAUCCAUAUCAUCCAUAGAUGGGGCAAGGAAGCUGUUAACCAGGUCAGGAAAACAAAGAUACUGCACGCGGCUUCUGACAGAACGCCAGGUUACGGCUGCUGUAUUCUAUUUGCUAGAGAAAGUUGGAGGGAGGAGCCAAGGUUUCUUUUUAUUCUUUACAUGUCCAUCUCGAUUGUCAGGUACAUGCACACGGACUAACACCUCCCACUCAGAAAGAAAAGGAAAGGAAAAGGAAAAGUUACACCCUCUGAGAGUAUCGUAUUGAGUAAAGUGCCCACUAUUUAACGCACAAUCCACCCAAAGGCCCCAUAUAGAAGUCUGUAAUCAGAGUCAUUUGCAGGGCAAAA
This is a messenger RNA of Aspergillus alliaceus, 873 nucleotides long. RefSeq lists its product as uncharacterized. NCBI's taxonomy places the organism in Eukaryota, Fungi, Ascomycota, Eurotiomycetes, Eurotiales, Aspergillaceae. The transcript is spliced from 2 exons. Bases 139 to 543 code for a protein of 134 amino acids. The record is from RefSeq and is a predicted model, not a curated record.